AUGAGUCUCGAGAUCGAGUGUAUCAAAGCUGGCGACGGCGUCAACUUCCCCCGGCCAGGCCAGACCGUCUCGGUGCACUACGUGGGCACACUGACCACCGGCUCCAAGUUCGACUCGAGUCGGGACCGCGGCCGCCCGUUCCAGUUCAAACUGGGCGCGGGCCAAGUGAUUCGCGGCUGGGACGAAGGCGUCGCCCAAAUGAGUUUGGGGCAGAUCGCGAAGCUCACGUUGUCGCACGAGUACGCGUACGGCGAGGCGGGCCAUCCCCCGGUGAUUCCGCCCAAGGCGACGCUCGUGUUUGAAGUCGAGCUGCUGUCGUUCUGUUAG
This is a messenger RNA of Hyaloperonospora brassicae, 327 nucleotides long. The record is from the annotation of a GenBank genome assembly. NCBI's taxonomy places the organism in Eukaryota, Oomycota, Peronosporomycetes, Peronosporales, Peronosporaceae.